Messenger RNA from Pisolithus orientalis, 970 nucleotides. RefSeq names its product ribosomal protein S8e/ribosomal biogenesis NSA2. The record is from RefSeq and is a predicted model, not a curated record. Gene Ontology annotation, biological process: maturation of 5.8S rRNA; maturation of LSU-rRNA. The transcript is spliced from 6 exons. Gene Ontology annotation, cellular component: preribosome, large subunit precursor; nucleolus. Bases 16 to 798 code for a protein of 260 amino acids. Lineage: Eukaryota; Fungi; Basidiomycota; Agaricomycetes; Boletales; Pisolithaceae.
UCCUCUCCGUUUACAAUGCCGCAGAAUGAAUAUAUCGAGGAACAUAUCAAACGGCAUGGUAGACGGUUGGAUUACUAUGAGCGAAAGCGGAAAAAGGAAGCUCGUGCGGUUCACAAAUCCUCUGCAAUUGCCCAAAAGACCUUUGGCUUGAAGGCGAAACUCCUUCACGCUAAGCGUCACCGAGAAAAAGUCCAGCUCAAGAAGACUCUCAAAGUCCACGACGAGCGCAAUGUGAAGCAAGCCGAUUCAUCCUCCGUACCGGAUGGUGCCCUGCCUGCAUACCUUCUUGAUCGUGAGGGACAAAAGGAUGCAAAGGCCCUGUCAUCUGCGAUCAAGCAGAAGCGGAAAGACAAGGCUGCAAAAUACUCUGUGCCGUUGCCGAAAGUGCGGGGUAUUGCGGAAGAUGAGAUGUUCAAAGUAGUGAAGACGGGGACGAAGAAGAGUAAAUCGUGGAAGCGCAUGGUGACGAAGGCUACAUUUGUCGGUGAAGGGUUCACACGUAAACCGGUGAAAAUGGAACGGUUCAUUCGACCAAUGGCGCUGCGAUACAAGAAAGCGAAUGUGACGCAUCCUGAUCUGAAAGCGACCUUCCAGUUGCAAAUAUUGGGUGUCAAGAAAAAUCCCCAAUCACCGAUGUACACCCAGUUGGGUGUCCUAACUAAAGGGACUGUGAUAGAGGUGAACGUAUCUGAGUUGGGGAUGGUUACUACGGGUGGCAAGGUGGUUUUUGGGAAGUAUGCUCAAAUUACCAACAAUCCAGAGAAUGACGGUUGCGUGAACGCAGUACUUCUCGUAUGAGUGUUGUUUCUCUGCCCUCUCGUCUAUCUUUCGUCCAUCGCAAUACAUUGUGUAGUGUAGUUUUCUCUUCUGGUAGACUCCUUAGGGUAGCUCAAAGCAUUACGGACACAUGCUUGUGUGUGACUACUAGCAGAUUACACAGUUAAAUGAAGUGGAACUGGGGUCUCCGGAG